Symbiodinium sp. CCMP2592 is the source of this 2004-nucleotide messenger RNA. Lineage: Eukaryota; Dinophyceae; Suessiales; Symbiodiniaceae. The record is from the annotation of a GenBank genome assembly.
AUGGGGAGAAAAGAGAGUGUGGAGGAGGCGGCGUCCUCGCAGGUUUCUGUGGAGCUCUUCAUCGGAACCCGGGGAACCGCGAGCUCUUGGGUGAAUCGGAAGAUUCAGAUCGGGGUGGAGGGCGACGUGCGGAAGGAGCCCUUCUCGCAGCUCCUGCUGGCAGCCGGCGGCCGGGGGCUCGUCCUCUUCGCUGGAGCGGCUGCCCGCUCCUGCGCAGCGGUGGCGCUGCCGCCGCUGACGAAAUUGGAGGAAGAGUCCGAGGCAUGCUGGGACUUGCAGGCGGUGACCCUUGCGGCCCUUGCUCCUGGCCCUGGGAUUCUGAAAGUAGCCUGGCAUCCACUCAGCGAUGCCCAUCUAGGUGUCUUGUUUGAGGACGGGAGCUGGUCUUUGGUGAACUUGAGCGCCCAAGCCUCCUUGAGAGACCCGGAGUUGUACUUCGAGGGGCCCAAAGCGGAGCAGGUGGUGGACUUUGCCUGGGCUUUCAACGGCCCGCAAGCGACGACCCCAGAAGAAGCCUGGCUCAGCCUGUCGGUGUUCUUUUUGGGAUCUUCGGGACGAAUCUCCUUGCGCAACCCGGUGCUUCCUUCAGUGGCAGUGAUGCCACAAGCGAUGCUCAGCGCGCUGGCUGCAGAUCCGAACGACUGGCUUAGGGAAGCUCUUAGUCUUCUGACAGCUGAGCAUUCCAUCCGGACGGAGCACUCCUCAGGCGGUUCCUGCGUUUUACGGCAUAGCUUGCACUUGCAUGCAAGAGGCCCUAAAGGAAUGGCCGUUGAGCAGACAGUGGAGGAAGCCUUGCAAGAUGGGCCUCAGUCUCCCCAAUCAGCCCGGCAUGCGAAGAGCUCCUACUGCAGCAUGCAGCUCCUGGCUGGGAGCAGCGGCCUGGCUUCCCCGCUGGUCCUCAUCGCCCGGGCCACGAACUCCGGAUUGAUCCAGCUCCUGGCCCUGGAAGACGCUCCCGGCCCGGCCUUCACUUCCCUUCCCGCCGGAAAAUGCACCCAUCGGGCCCUUCUUCUGGAAGAGAUCGACCUCAUGUGCCCGCACCCCGCAGAAGCUUCGCUGCAGAUGCUCCCACUCUGCAACGAGGGGCCCGGCCCCGGGCCCUCGUUUCUGGCCUACUCCAACUCGCUCGUCGCAGUGGUGGACGUGAACUUGCACGGAACCUCAUCGGUCAGGACUUUAGCGGAGACCAGAUCGGAAGCGAAAGAGAGCAGCGCCGAAUUCGCAGGGCUGAAGCUGCUAGACGGCCGUGGGCUACUUCUGCGCGUCGAGCGGCGGUCGUCAAGGUCACCCAUAGCUCUUCAGCUUCUCGACUUCGAAUCGAAAGGCAUCCCAGGUGACAAAAGCGAGCCUCGUGAGCAAAGUGCUUGCAAAGAGUCACAGGGCACGGAAUCCCUGCGUCUGCUCCUGGCGCCGAGCUCGGCGAGCUCCACGAGCUCGGGCUCGCCAAAGGACUCGGAAGACAGAUCGGCGGAACGCAUGGCUCGCAAGCUUUCUGAGCUCCAGGCCCAGCUUGGGAGCCUCUGCCCACGCCAGGAGCUCGUGCAGCACCUCCAGAAAACCUUGCCAAAAAGACUGGAGAAACUCGCUGAGCAACUCGCUGAGCUCAGCGAGCAGAGCGAGCAGAGCGGAGGCCACGCAGAUUCGGAGGAUUCUUUUGAGCUCUCUCUGGCUCUGGAGCGGCGAGCGGAGGUCUUGGAAGGACGGCAAAGGAGAGUCGUGAAAGCGCUCUCGGCGGAGCUCGAGCUGAGGGCCUUGGCUGCUCUGAGCUCGGAGACGGCCCCCCGGCUCUUCGCUCGUUUCCACGAGCUGACACGAGCGAGCAAACUCCUGAAAACGGCACUCAUCCAGGCAUCAAAGACAAAGAAGGAGGCUCCGACCUUUGCUGCGUCUCCAUCUAUCCUUUCCCUCCAGAAGGGCUGGACUGGAACCACGGCACAGCACCUGCAGCUCCAGGCAAGCGAAGCCGACGCUCUGGUGGAGGCGGCAGCGGCCAAGUGGCCUUAG